UUUUUUCACUCUCCAAUUCAGGAAGACAAAAGAAUUUGUUUCUCUGACGCAAUUUUGUGUAUUUAAUCUUCACUUCCGAGUGCUCUGUGUGCUUCUCAGACUUCCAAGAAGAGUGAAGCUGCGUGGUUGAGAAUGCCAUGGGAAGAUCAAAGCGUAGAGCUAGGAAGAACAACACCACGGUGAUCCUCGCGAUCGUAUCGAAGUCCGAUGGGAAAACGGAAAAUUUGAGUAGAGAUCGCCUUGUCUACAGGGCCGAAGGGAAUGCCAACCUGGUGCUGGCAAUUCCGGACUUGGGGCAGGUGCUGCGAUUGCGGAAAUCACCAACAAAUUGCGAUCUCGAGGCUCCCUCAAUUGAUCAUGUGAUCAUGGUUACGGAAUACGCGAAAAUUGUGGGGAGUCUCUUUGCCAGGGAAUUCACGAUCGAACCACAACUUGUUCUACUACGAAUUCCAAAUUAUGAUACGGUCAACAGGUGGCUCAAUCAAUUCCGCCCAUCUGUGAGGUGUGACAAAGAAAUUCGAUGCAGAGCGGGGAUUCUCUAUCCUGAUCUUGCGAUCCUUCGGCGUGAUCUUCUACCUCCCGAUAUACAGGUAACUGGUGAGACGUAUUGUGUGGAGAUUAAACCAAAGCAGGGAUGGAUGUUCCCUGAGGAAAUAUUCAAGGCUCUCUUCCCUGAUCUAAGUGCAAAAUUAUGUCGCUUCUGUGCCAUGCAGUAUCUCAAACUCGUUAAAAAGACGAUAAAACGUGUCAGUAAUUACUGUCCAAUUGACUUAUUCUCUGGCGAUCGCGAUCGUAUGCUAAGAGCCCUCCGUGGUCUCGUGGAGACACCACAGAAUAACUUUCGCAUGUGGCGAUCAGGGCAGCUGAUCUAUGGCGAUGGAAUCGAUUGUGGUUUGCAGGAUGCUCUCGAAGAUACCAUGCUCCAGGGUGACCCAUCAAAGAAUUUAGAUAACUUCCUCCAGCUCCUCCUGACAGCCAUACUCAACGAUUCUACAGGGACAACAGUGCCAAAUGAAAGUCAUCCCUUACCACGUGGAAGUAUUCUUAAGCAAAUCCUCGAUGUUCAAAUGUUUGCACGGGAUAAUCUCACAACAACCGUGGAUGGUGCGUCAAUUGACGAGGAGCAAUCCUUUGGGAAUGUUGCGCAAAUUCUGGCAAAAAGACGCAGCACUUCCGAGAAUUGGCUGGAAUCACUCAGUGGGGCUGAGAAGUAUUUUCUAGGGGCCACCGCCCUCGAUUGCUCCCUCAUGAUGACAUUCCAGAAAGUUACAGCUGGUGGAGACACGGAGGAGCGUCAUACAAUACGUGUUGGUGAUGAGAGGUUUGCAGUGUCCAUGACAGUGAUGGAUUUGGAUCCCAAAGCGGAUUCCCAUCCCACAAAGUAUCUCAAACAAACAAGGAUGUCGUACAAAGCAUACAAAGAUUUUGGCGGUAGUAACAAAAUUUGCUAAAAAAAAAUAUUAUUUUUAUAAAUUCUUGUUGAUUUAUGCUCAAAGAGAGAUUAUAAAUGAAUAAAAUAUUAUUUUGGUG
Lutzomyia longipalpis is the source of this 1530-nucleotide messenger RNA. It is a transcript of the gene Ipk1, whose product is annotated as inositol-pentakisphosphate 2-kinase. The transcript is spliced from 6 exons. Gene Ontology annotation, molecular function: ATP binding; inositol-1,3,4,5,6-pentakisphosphate 2-kinase activity. Gene Ontology annotation, biological process: inositol phosphate biosynthetic process. Gene Ontology annotation, cellular component: nucleus. The record is from RefSeq and is a predicted model, not a curated record. Lineage: Eukaryota; Metazoa; Arthropoda; Insecta; Diptera; Psychodidae. The coding region runs from base 138 to 1451 and encodes 437 amino acids.